GUGUGCAGUGUGUUCAAAGAGGAGGCGUCACAGGACCCAGACUACCCUGAGAGAGAGUGAGCGGCGAGAACGAGAGCGAGGCACAGGAACAGCGCUCCGGAAAAGAGAGAGAGAGCAGCAGCUGCAGAGUCUUGUGGUUUGUCUGUGUGUUUCUGUAUAUGUACACAGGUGGAGGUACACUGCCCAAUUCAACAAUGGCCACAAACCUUCUCAAAAACAAUUGCGGAGAAGAGCAGCUGGAAUUCUGGGAGCUGACGGAGAACGGCGGCAGCGAAUGGCGCGUGGAGGAGAUGCCAGGGGACUGCGGCUACGCCUUCUGCGACGAGGCCGUGUCCAAAUACUUCGCCACCUCCUUCGAGCUGUGUAUGAAGAAGCAGGUGGUGGACCUCCUGGCUGAGGGCUUCCUGCCGGACGCUCUGGACGCACAGCCAGCUGUCACUGUGGAGGACUGGUACUGUGGCCGGUCAGACUGCGGAUGUACCUAUCAGCUGGACGUCCGUCUCUUGGAUGAAAAUCAAGAGGUCCUCCAGGAUUUUAAACCCGAUCCUGUGACCCUGGACCCUGACAAUGACGACUGCUCUUGGAAACAGGUGACGCACACGUUCUCAGACUACGGACCAGGUCUACGCUUCAUUUCCUUUGAGCACGGGGGUCAGGACUCCAAGUACUGGGAUGGCUGGUUUGGGGUGAGAGUGACCGGAAGCUCUGUCACAGUGCAGGCCUGAGGGGGGUGGGGGGUGGGGUGGGGCCUGAGGGGGGCGGAGCCAGAGACCCAGCCCUGCAUGAGCUGCCGCUUAAACCACGCGUCACAAUGCACCCGUAAUAGAUGAUGUCAUAAAGGACAUGUAUAGCCUGUGCUUUGCUCCAGCCAAUCUGCAGCGUCGGAACUUGUGGCAAGAUGUCUUGUUAAUGGUGGCAGUGCGGAGCAGGGGUUUGGGAAAAGGACUUGUAACCAGGGGGUGUUAGGUCUGAAUCCCAGCAGGGAUGCUGCUGUGUAGCUUUUAGCAAGGUAUGCACUGUGAAUUGCUUCAGUGCAUACAUUAGGCUGAAUGAAUGAUAAAUAGAUCAAAUGUUGAAUGCUAGCUAAGCUUCCACAGAAAACAGUACCAAGUAAGGAAUUAACUACAUUUGAAUAUUCCCAUUCGUCGUGUACACAUGCUCCUAAAUAUACCACUGGACCCUUGUUUUUGUGUGUACACUGACCACUACCUCUACACUGCAAUUAAGGUUUAACAAACGCGUAUUCUAAAAAUGACUAAAUGUAUAAAGACCUUACGUAUACAACAGCUACACAAUACGCAGUGUUCUCCAACUUAUGUUACUAACUGAAGACAUGGACCUUAACUUACUGAGUUUGUCAUGGUGUAAGGAGGAUGGGCAGAAUAAACAAAUAAACAUA
This is a messenger RNA of Anguilla rostrata (American eel), 1399 nucleotides long. It is a transcript of the gene fbxo2, whose product is annotated as F-box protein 2. The record is from RefSeq and is a predicted model, not a curated record. Lineage: Eukaryota; Metazoa; Chordata; Actinopteri; Anguilliformes; Anguillidae. Gene Ontology annotation, biological process: SCF-dependent proteasomal ubiquitin-dependent protein catabolic process; glycoprotein catabolic process. Gene Ontology annotation, molecular function: ubiquitin protein ligase activity. The coding region runs from base 159 to 725 and encodes 188 amino acids. The transcript has 6 exons. Gene Ontology annotation, cellular component: cytoplasm; SCF ubiquitin ligase complex.